Messenger RNA from Lactuca saligna, 450 nucleotides. The record is from the annotation of a GenBank genome assembly. Lineage: Eukaryota; Viridiplantae; Streptophyta; Magnoliopsida; Asterales; Asteraceae.
AUGAAGCAAACCACCAUCCUCUUUCUGGUUCUCUUUUCUAUACUUAUCACCAAUGCUCAAUCGAGGGGCAAAAUCGUAACUUCCAAGCAACAUGUCAAGAAACGCUCACUUCUUGUUUCCGGCAAUAUUACACAGGCACCGAUGACGAUUAGCAGCUUUGAGAAGGGCGGAGAUAGUGGCAGGCCGUCUGAUUGUGACGGGAAGUUCCACUCGAAUAGCGAGUUGAUCGUGGCAUUGUCUUCCAGGUGGUAUAAUAAAGGGGAAGGGUGUUUUUUUGUAAUUAAAAUAUAUUAUCAUGAUAAAAGUGUAAAAGCUAAGGUGAUUGACGAGUGUCGCUCUAAAAAUUGUCCUGAUAAUAUUGUGGUGGCAUCUACAGCCGUUUGGGACGCACUUCAGGUGCCUCAAAGUGAAUGGGGGGAAGUUGUGGUUACUUUUUCAGUACCGGUAUGA